CCUGUCAAAAAAUACAGGUUUCGCAAACGAGACAAAGUAUUAUUUUAUGGCCGAAAGAUUAUGAGAAAGCUAGGAAUUUCACUUUCUAAUCUUAUACAUGUUUUGUAUAUGUAUCAAGAAAAGAUGAACAUCAUGAACACAGAUAAUUCUCGACUCAUAGAUUUGACUGCACAACUUUCGACUUUGGAGUACCCAGCCUUCACAUCUCUAACAUCUAAAGGACCACCCCAGUCAUUACUAGAGGCUGAAAACGAUGAGGAGGAGACAGAUUCCAGACUGCCUCAAGAAGUUAUUUAUAUGUUACGUGGUGUCAGGGUUUUUGGACAUCUUGAGCGGCCAUUUUUUAUCGAGCUAUGUAAAUAUAUGGAGUCUAUAAGUGUGAAGGCGGGGAAUCAUUUAUUUAAAGUUGGAGACCAGGAUGACAGUAUCUACGUUGUUCAAACUGGUAAAGUUAAUGUCUAUGUUGCUGAAAAAGUAAAGGGGGGGAGGGGAGGGAAGGAGGAUAUCAAUAUUGAUGAUAGUAUACACAGUUUAUUGAGUAUACUAGAUGUUUUAACUGGUUAUCCAUCACCGUAUAAAACAGUUUCAGCUCGGGCAGAAGUGGAUUCCGUUAUUCUUAGAUUACCAGCGGAAGCGUUUCGUUCUAUGUUUGAUAUGUAUCCAGAAUCAGCCGUUAGAGUUAUUCAGAUUAUUAUGAUACGACUACAGAGAGUGACCUUUCUAGCUCUACAUAACUAUCUUGGUCUGAGUAACGAACUUUUAACUUCGGUAAGAUUGUUUAUAUCUUCUCACGUGAUAUGGAAUAUCGUAAACCUUCUCGUCAAUUUUCAACCCCUCAUGGCAGCCCACAGAAAUCUCUUCACACCCUGGAUGAAAUGGGGCACGGAGCAGAAGACAAUAAACAGAGGUUCAGCAAAAAACUACCUGACGGUAAGCAUAGGCCUUUCUUCUAGGGGCGCAGACUUAAAGAUCCCUGCACAAGAAGAAGCAAUACACCAAGGCCCCAAAGUUUUGAUCUCUGACGACUUAAUGAGACAACCAAGUGAUUUUGAUGCUGCAUGUUUAAGAGCUCGUGUUCAGCAGAAUGAGACUAAGAGCGUUACCAUCACUGGUAGUCCCAAACAUACCAGACAUGUGAGAGAUGAUAAUACAGUAGAUAAUUUAUCUGGUGUCAGUGAACAGACUAUAUUACAACAAGCCAUCAAAGAUUUAGUUGAGGUCCUUGGAAUCAAGAAUAAGUCUCUAACAGAUGGUAAAGUAGAAUUGAAGUGUUUUCCUGCCCAUUCUGAUAUAGAACGUCAGGGGUCUCAAGAUGCGUGUGUUGUAUUUGUUGUUAGUGGACGUCUGGCCAUGUUACAAGAUAUAGUCGGUGAAAACCAGAAAGAGGCACUGCUGUUCACUGCUGUAAAAGGAGAAGUGGUAGGAACGCUCGCUGUACUGACAGGAGAACCCUCAUUCUUUACUAUCAGAGCUGCUACAGACUGUCGUGUUGCUGUGAUUACUAAGGAAGAUUUCUAUUUUAUAAUGCGUGAGGAACCAUUUAUUGUAUUAAACGCAGCUCACACUACAGUUAAACGCAUGUCACCUUUCGUACGUCAGAUUGAUUUCGCUCUAGAUUGGGAGAGAAUUGAAGCUGGUAAAGCUCUCUUCAGACAAGGUGACAAUGCAGAUUGUGUGUAUAUUAUACUAACUGGUAGAUUACGUACAGUCAUACAGCUAGUUGGUGGUAAAAAGGAACUGGUAGGGGAAUAUGGUCGUGGAGAAUUGGUUGGUAUCGUAGAAGUUCUCACACAAACUGAAAGAGCUACUACUGCCUUCGCUGUCAGAGAUACAGAAGUAGCUAAAAUGCCGUCAGGACUGUUGAACGUAAUCAAAAGAAGGUACCCUCAGAUUGUGACCAGGCUCAUUCACUUACUAGGAGAGAGGAUUCUAGGGAAUCUUCAAAAUAGAAACACACGAUUGUAUUUUUUGUAUGAUAUUUAUGUUACUAAUAUUUUUACAGACAAUAUGUCUCGUCCUGCUGUAACUAAUCUUGCUACCGUAGCAGUAUUACCCAUCUCAGAAGAUGUUCCAUUGACUAAUUUUACUUUAGAGCUACAACAUGCAUUGAACGGUAUAGGCCUAACUACUAGAUUAUCCAGUGAGAUUAUUAAGACUAGACUAGGAGCUCAUGCCUUAGAUAGUGUCAAUGAAUUCAGAGUAUUUAGUUGGCUAGGUCAACAAGAAGAUCUUCAUCGUAUGGUUUUAUAUCAAUGUGAUUUCGGACAUAGUCGCUGGAAUAAAUAUUGUAUGAGACAAGCUGACUGUAUUAUUAUUGUAGGGUUGGGACAUAAUGAACCCACAGUUGGAGUGGUUGAAAAACAACUAGAGACAGUAGCUGCAAAAGCUCAGAAAGAAUUGGUGCUGCUUCAUAAAGAGGAUGCUGACACUCCCCGUCGUACUGUAGAAUGGUUAGAAAACCGUGGUUGGUGUUCCUCACAUCAUCAUUUACGAUGUCCCAGUCGUGUUCUUAGUAAAAAAUCACCUGAAAGAAGCCGCCAGAUCUAUGAGAAGUUAUUUCAGAGUGAACCAGACAGGUUGUCUGAUUUCUCACGUCUGGCUCGGUUCCUCACUGGUACCUCUAUAGGGCUGGUCCUUGGGGGUGGGGGAGCUAGGGGUUUAGCUCAUGUAGGGAUGAUAAGAGCUAUGACAGAAGCUGGUAUCCCAAUAGAUAUGGUGGGAGGAACCAGUAUGGGUUCGUUUAUCGGAGCUCUCUGGUGUGAGGAGAGAAAUAUGACCAGGUUCUACCAGCGAGCACGAGAAUGGUCUUUUGAUAUGACCUCACUAUGGAAGAAAGUAUUUGAUUUGACCUAUCCAGUAACCUCUAUGUUUAAAGGAGCGUCAUUUAAUACGAGUAUAGAAACAGUAUUUAAAGAUAGACAAGUUGAAGAUUUGUGGAUUCCGUAUUUCUGUAUCACGACUGAUAUCUCUAACUCUACCAUGAGAGUCCACACUAGUGGUAAUUUAUGGCGGUAUGUUAGAUCAAGUAUGUCUUUAUCAGGAUAUUUACCUCCCUUGUGUGACCCAGCAGACGGACAUUUAUUAUUGGACGGUGGUUACGUCAACAAUUUACCAGCUGAUGUAAUGAGAACUAUAGGAGCUCAGACUAUAUUUGCUAUUGAUGUGGGAAGCCAUGAUGAAGAUCAGCUGACUAACUAUGGUGAUGAGCUGUCUGGAUGGUGGUUGUUAUGGAAUCGCUGGAACCCUUGGGCCAAGCCCCUGAAGGUACCUGAUAUGACAGAAAUCCAGUCACGUCUGGCCUAUGUAUCAUGUGUCCGGACGUUGGAACUAGUUAAAAACAGUGAUUAUUGUGAAUAUAUUCGUCCCCCUAUUGAUAAAUAUGGUACUCUACAGUUUGGUAGUUUUGAUGAGAUAGCAGAUGUAGGUUAUAUCCAUGGUAAAACUCUCUUCUCAGGCUGGAUAAAAGGUGGUUUAUUAGACAAACUAUUUGAAGAAAAG
Lottia gigantea (owl limpet) is the source of this 3498-nucleotide messenger RNA. RefSeq lists its product as hypothetical. Gene Ontology annotation, cellular component: endoplasmic reticulum. Gene Ontology annotation, molecular function: phosphatidylcholine lysophospholipase A1 activity. NCBI's taxonomy places the organism in Eukaryota, Metazoa, Mollusca, Gastropoda, Lottiidae. Gene Ontology annotation, biological process: phosphatidylcholine metabolic process. The transcript is spliced from 28 exons. The annotation marks the transcript as partial. The record is from RefSeq and is a predicted model, not a curated record.